Anneissia japonica is the source of this 1713-nucleotide messenger RNA. RefSeq names its product alpha-tocopherol transfer protein-like. The coding region runs from base 159 to 1160 and encodes 333 amino acids. The transcript has 5 exons. The record is from RefSeq and is a predicted model, not a curated record. NCBI's taxonomy places the organism in Eukaryota, Metazoa, Echinodermata, Crinoidea, Comatulida, Comatulidae. Gene Ontology annotation, molecular function: phosphatidylinositol bisphosphate binding. Gene Ontology annotation, cellular component: membrane.
UUGUAAAAUAAUUCUGAGGUUAUUGAAGUACACUAUUUCGCUAGGAUGGCUGGUUUUUAAUUUCAUACGUUUUUAUUGUGAGUGUUAAAAGUGAAGUACGAAAAUCAUCUGUUGAGAGGGUAGAUGAACAUUAAGUUUAACCAAUCAAGGAAUAAUUAAUGAAGGACCUAUCAUUACCGACCGAAGUCGAGGAAAUGGCCAAUAUAAACACACCUUAUAAAUGGACUUUAGGUCGAGAACUGGCGGCAAAGGCAGAAAAGGAACUUGGUGAGACCCCGCGUGUCCGUGAAGCCGCCUUAGCAAAGAUCAAGUCAAGAAUGAAGGAACGGUCAGACAUCAAUUUUCGAAGAGAUGACAGAUUCAUUUUACGUUUUCUGCGAGCAAAGAAAUUUGAAGUAGACAGAUCAUUUAAGACUUUAGUAAAAUACUACGAACUGAAAGAGAAACACCCAGAUUUCUUCAAAGAUUACAAACCAUCGUCCAUUGCGCAUGUACUUGAUGACGGAUUCCCAGUAGUUUUAGAUCUCCCAGAUAAUGACGGAAGACCGAUCUUGGCUCUUAAAGUGUCAAAAUGGAACGCUAGUGAAUAUAACAUUAUUGACAUCGCAAAGGCUGUAUUUAUGGCAAUGGAAAUGUUGAUUGAAAGCGAAAAAAACCAAAUCAAUGGAGUUGUUCUCUUAGCUGAUCUAGAGGGUAUCGGUCUAUCACAUGCUAUGCAACUUACUCCAGGAUUCGCGAGAAAGGUUACAGCAAUUUUCCAGAACUGUGUUCCUGUACGUCUUCAAGGAAUUCAUUUCGUUAACGAACCUUUAGUAUUUUCAGGCGUCUACCACAUAUUGAAACCAUUUAUGCAAGACAAAAUUAGGAAACGGGUUCAAGUACACGGACGAACCUACUCAAGUCUUCAUCAGUAUUUACCUGCAGACGCCCUACCUUCUGAUUAUGAAGGAAAGACAGGGCCAUACACAAACGAAGGCUGGAGAGCACGAUUUCUAGCAUUAGAUCCAGUCUUUGAAGAGAACUUCAGUUUCGGUAUCCAGAAAAAAUCUAAGGGUUCAAAAAAGAAAGGAACAGAAAAACAUGCAAAGGAAAUAAAAGAAAAAGAGGUUAAGACGAGUACAGAUAAAGACGACCAUAAAAGAAAAACUCAUACAUUAUGAACUUUAAUGUUCUGAUAGUAUGAAGAUCUACAAAAAAUAGUCGAAAACAAGAAUAUAUGGAUAUAUCUCAUGUAUAUUUGCUAAUCCGAAAUACCACUAUAGUUUGCCAAUGUAGCGCACAUUAACAUUGAGUGAAUCGUACUUGUAUGGAAAUAACAUUUGUUAUAGUCUAGGCCUGUACGUUUACAGUUGAUUUUUAAUCUUAUUUCCAAAGUUAUUACUACCGUACUCGCGCGAAUAAGCGCCCGGGCGCUUAAAAUAUUUUUUUGCCCUUUUUAAGGGGCGCUUAUUCAAACGGGGCGCUUAUGAACAGAGUGGAAAUUGAGGGGGCGCUUAUGGAAAUAGAUGAAAAUCGAGGGGUUCUUAUGAGAACCUAUUAAUUAGAACGAUUAUAUGAGGACAUCAGGAAACUGCAAAUUACGAAUUGUGGUGUGGCGGAAAAGAUAAUCGUUCAGAGAGCAUGACUCGUCAUGACAAGAAUGUUGUGAGUAUUUUAAUAGCAGCAGAAUAGCAGAUGAAAUUAGUGGUGGUGAUGGUGGAGCUUGUUGGCCAU